Aedes albopictus (Asian tiger mosquito) is the source of this 2153-nucleotide messenger RNA. RefSeq names its product retinal homeobox protein Rax (gene hbn). Gene Ontology annotation, biological process: regulation of transcription by RNA polymerase II. The transcript is spliced from 5 exons. NCBI's taxonomy places the organism in Eukaryota, Metazoa, Arthropoda, Insecta, Diptera, Culicidae. The coding region runs from base 998 to 2023 and encodes 341 amino acids. The record is from RefSeq and is a predicted model, not a curated record. Gene Ontology annotation, molecular function: RNA polymerase II transcription regulatory region sequence-specific DNA binding; DNA-binding transcription factor activity, RNA polymerase II-specific.
UCAAUUUAUUCCCACAAGCAAUCAUCGCUCAUUAACACAUCAUCACCGCAGCUAGCCAGCACGUGCUCUCGUUAUGCUAUUAGAACCGAUAAACAACGACGAAUCACCGCCAGCCCAUGGAAACCUGUUCCACUGCUCGCUGUGCUGAGUUAUCGAGGGGGUGGGAAUCUAAUUGUUUUCCGGAGAGACCCGUAGGUAUUGGUGGGAGGAGGACGACACGAUAUGCUGAGAAUGAACUUUCUGGUUGUGCUUUUGUACUGGGUGAGUUCAUUCCAUGGUUGCACCAACACAGAGACCAUGCUUCUCCACACGGUAGGAGAAGUAACACAUGUUGUCAUGUCAACAUUACAGGUAGGAAAGAGACAACCCUAGAAUCCAUGGUUGCUGCUAUGCUCGUUGCCCUCUUUACGUGGAUGAACAAAACUCGAAGCAGAAAAGGAAGAGAAAAACUACCCCUUAUGCUCUGGGUUUGGCUGUUACUGGCGUGCUUGCUUGCAACCAUUGCCUUGAGCAGGGUGAAGCCUUUCAUGCCUUCAGCCUUCUUCGCUGCCUUUCCACGUUUCCACGGUUCUCCGGCUCUGGGUUAAUGCCUGUAUUGGUGGUUGAGGAAAAACGUGCGCACACUAGAACCAACAACGGAGGGAUCACUUUUUGAUUAUUUUUAAUAUUUAUUUGAUGAGCUGUGGCUUGCUGCAUUCAGUCCGUGGUUGACAUUAGACGUUAGUGGUUCAUCGGUUGUUAACUCGGUGUUUAUCGGUGAGGCGUGGGUGGAUCUGGCUUAGUGUCGGCUUAGUACGUGGAUAAAAGUUAAUCUUCCGGAAGUUGUGAACACAGUGUUACUCAAGUUAAUGGAUUUCGGAUCUUCUUUGGACUGUUGUGUGAUGAUUGUGUGAAAUAUUUGAAAACAAAUUAAAAUAGCCAAAAUCAAAGGCUCCGUGUUAAGUGUGAUUAGUGAUUUAUAGAGAGCGAAAAACAAGGAUACCUCAAGCUCACCCACAUGAAAGACAUGAUGUCCAGUGCGCUUUCAAACGAUCAUAUCCUGCGGCCGGCUCAGGAAAGUGCGAUCUCGAAACCGCGUGCCGUCUACAGUAUCGAUCAGAUCUUGGGAAACCAUCAUCACCUGCGGAAUACGAAUAGCAGCAGCAGCAACAACCAUAGCAGUAGCAUCAUCCAUAAUAAUAACAACAUCAACACCAACAACAAUAAUAACAACGAUCAGGAUGGUUCGCUAAAGCGGGAGGAUUCGCCGGUGGAACCGCACGAAAAUGGAGUCGAUGUGGACAACGAUGACGAACUGCCCAUUAUGGGCGAUCUGGACGGGAUGGAUGGUGAUCCGAACGAUAUGAAUCGGCCGAGGAAAAUUCGACGCAGAUCUCGGACAACCUUCACCACCUUCCAGUUACAUCAGUUGGAGCGGGCCUUCGAGAAGACGCAGUAUCCGGAUGUGUUUACUCGAGAGGAACUUGCAAUGCGGUUGGAUUUGAGCGAAGCGAGAGUUCAGGUAUGGUUCCAGAACCGUCGUGCGAAGUGGCGCAAGCGAGAGAAAGCCAUGGGCAGAGAUACAUCUGCUUUCCUGCACCACGACCAAGGAAUGCCUGAAUUUCCACUGGGUCUUCCCUUGCCGCACCAGCUGGCUCAUCCAAGUCUUCCACCGGCGGAGUUCUGGUCGGCCAACUUCGGGCUGCACCCGACGCUGAUUCCGGGCUCUGGUCAUCCGUUGAUCCAUCCCAAUAUGGUGCCGAGCUACAAGAUCCCGCAUUUCCAUUCGUUCUUGUCCCAGUAUAUGGGGCUGAACUCGCUGCUAGGGGCAGCGGCCUAUCCACAGAACCUCAGCAUCAAUACACGACUUAGUCCACCGACCAGCCCGAAGGAGAGUCCCAAUGAGACCGUGACGGGCGGUGUCGGAGUUAGCAAUACGAGUAGCAGUAGCAGCAGCAGUAGUAGUUCAAGCAGUGCUAGUAGUAAUCUUAGCGUUGGAAGCAACAGCAUCAACACGAGCAAAGAAAGUGUUGCGGAGAAAUAAUCGAACGGAUUAGGUUAGGUAGCGAAAGGGCUCUUACGAGAUGCAAUAUUUAUUGUUAACUUAUUGGAACCGAUCUGUACACAGCCGGAGGGGGGUCACAUCGCUGGGUGAUAUCGGGUCGGACACGCUA